AUGACGGACGUGCAAACCCAGAGCGAGAGGUGCCACGCCCAGCGCCGGAAGGUCCCACGUUGUCUUUACGUUCUAACCCUCGUGUGCUGCACCCAGACUCUGCGGGAUUCCCACAUUCUGGGCAACACGACCAAAAGUGAGGUCAUGGGGAUGCUCCGGAGGCAGGAGAGGCAGACAAGCCCACCGAUGACACCGAAAGGAUGCAACCCAGAACAAUAUAAGCUGAAGACGGUGAGGGACUGCACACCUGAUGAAGACACAGAGUGUGGGUGUAUGGCUGGCCACUUCCAGGUGAAGGAGCCCAAUUCUCAGAACGGGGAGAACUUCAAAUGCGAGAAAUGCAAAGACUGUUCAUCUCUGAAUCAGCAAACACAGCAGAAUUGCUCAAAAGAGAAGGAUGCUCUUUGUGUGGGUUGCCAGCCCAACUUCUGCUGGUCUGGAUCAAGCUGCCAGCUGUGCCCAAUUGAGAGUCCUGAAACUGACAUCUGUGGCAAGGACUGUAAAUUUGCGAUAGGUUUCUGCGGAUUCCUGUUGCUGCUGUCAGGAGUCUUCGCUGUGUACUGUAUGAGGAGGAGACUCAGGUCACCUGCUGAGGAGAAUUCUCCCAGCCUUCCAGACCUCCACAAAGGCACGAUGGAGCUAGCCCCUCACCUUCCACUUUCAGAGCCCCCUGCCUCCCUCGUUGAGACAGUCAGGCUGCUGGACAGAGCACCCCCAUGCCACAGUUCACUGCAGCAAGGCAGAAACAUGUAUGCUGUGAUCGACACUGUGCCUGUUCGCCGCUGGAAAGAGUUUGUGCGGGGCCUGGGCCUGCGCGACGGCGAGAUCGAGUUGGUGGAACUAGAACACUCUCAGUUCCGGGAGCAGCAGUACGAGAUGCUGAAGCGCUGGUGCCAGCAGCAGGGUCCAUCGACAGACGCCAUCUUUGCUGUCCUGGAGAGCAUGCAGCUGGGGGGCUGUGCCCAGGAGCUCAUGGAGCAGCUUCACCCCAACAAUUGGCACCAUGGCCCCUGAGACC
Messenger RNA from Rhineura floridana, 1018 nucleotides. RefSeq names its product TNF receptor superfamily member 25 (gene TNFRSF25). The record is from RefSeq and is a predicted model, not a curated record. Bases 1 to 1014 code for a protein of 337 amino acids. Lineage: Eukaryota; Metazoa; Chordata; Lepidosauria; Squamata; Rhineuridae. Gene Ontology annotation, molecular function: protein binding. Gene Ontology annotation, cellular component: plasma membrane. The transcript is spliced from 8 exons. Gene Ontology annotation, biological process: signal transduction.